Messenger RNA from Nezara viridula (southern green stink bug), 5160 nucleotides. Lineage: Eukaryota; Metazoa; Arthropoda; Insecta; Hemiptera; Pentatomidae. The record is from the annotation of a GenBank genome assembly.
AUGUCCCGGCUGUCAAAUGGCGGCCCUGUGUCUAGUUCUCUACUACUGAAGUCAAUAAACACGGCACAGACUGACCCAGGUACCAGCUUCCUCAGGGCUGCCAGAGCCGGACAGUUGGACAAAAUCCUUCAACUCAUCGAACAAGGUGUUGACAUCAACACUUGCAAUGCUAAUGGACUCAAUGCCCUCCACCUCGCUGCGAAGGACGGCCACGUAGAAAUAGUUCAGGAACUACUGACAAGAGGAUGCAACGUAGACGCAGCCACCAAGAAGGGAAAUACAGCUUUGCACAUUGCUGCAUUAGCUGGUCAGGAGGAGGUUGCAAGGCUCCUUGUCGAGAAAGGUACAAAUGUCAACGUACAAUCACUGAAUGGAUUCACGCCUCUUUACAUGGCCGCCCAAGAAAACCAUGACGCUGUUGUUAGAUUUCUUCUCAACAAAGGUGCUAACCAAGGACUAGCAACUGAGGAUGGCUUCACACCGCUUGCUGUGGCAAUGCAGCAAGGUCACGACAAGGUUGUUGCAGUUUUGCUCGAAAACGACACGAGAGGGAAGGUUAGGCUUCCUGCUUUGCAUAUAGCUGCAAAGAAAGACGACUGUAAAGCUGCUACACUUUUACUUCAGAACGAUCACAAUCCUGAUGUUACUUCUAAAAGUGGUUUCACGCCCCUCCAUAUCGCUGCCCAUUAUGGAAACCAAAAUAUUGCAAAUUUACUUCAUCAGAAAGGAGCAGAUGUUAAUUUUGCUGCUAAGCAUAACAUCACCCCACUUCAUGUAGCUUGCAAGUGGGGCAAGAUGGGUAUGGUCUCACUUCUGCUUGACAAAGGGGCAAACAUCGAAGCGAAGACCCGUGACGGGCUCACUCCACUUCACUGUGCUGCUCGAUCUGGUCACCACGAGGUAGUCGAUCAUCUAGUUGAACAUAGAGCUCCGCUCACUUCAAAAACAAAGAACGGGCUAUCAGCACUGCAUAUGGCGGCACAAGGUGAUCAUGUAGACGCAGCACGGAUAUUACUUUAUCACGGUGCACCCGUGGAUGACAUCACUGUUGAUUAUCUUACUGCAUUGCACGUAGCAGCACAUUGCGGUCAUGUUCCAGUUGCUAGGCUGCUUUUAGACCGAAAAGCUGACCCUAAUGCCAGAGCACUUAAUGGAUUCACACCACUUCACAUUGCUUGCAAAAAGAACAGAAUAAAAGUUGUCGAACUUCUACUUAAAUAUGGUGCUUCAAUUGAAUCAACAACAGAGAAGGGUGCAUCACCUGACGCUGCCACUGUCAGAGGUGAAACGCCUCUCCACCUUGCGGCUAGAGCAAACCAAGCCGAUAUAGUGCGCGUCCUUCUGAGAUACAAUGCAACAGUUGAUGCUAAAGCAAGGGAAGAGCAGACUCCACUUCAUGUAGCAAGCAGAUUAGGUAACGCAGAUAUUGCCAUGCUGUUGCUUCAACACGGUGCUUCUCCUCAAGCAACUACUAGAGACCUCUAUACUCCACUUCAUAUAGCUGCUAAAGAAGGUCAAGAAGAGGUAGCAUCAGUUCUUCUAGAAAAUGGUACUUCCUUAGAUGCAACCACUAAAAAAGGCUUUACACCCCUUCAUUUAGCCGCUAAGUAUGGUAACCUUAAAGUGGCCAAACUUCUUCUUCAAAGAGAAGCACCAGUAGAUGCACAAGGCAAAAAUGGUGUGACUCCCUUACACGUUGCUAGUCAUUACGAUAAUCAAAAUGUAGCUCUUUUACUUUUGGAAAAUGGUGCUUCUCCUCAUGCAACAGCAAAGAAUGGUCAUACUCCCCUUCACAUUGCUGCUAAAAAGAAUCAAAUGGAUAUAGCAACAACUCUUCUGGAGUAUGGUGCGAAGGCAAAUGCGGAAUCAAAAGCUGGUUUUACUCCAUUGCACCUCGCUGCUCAAGAAGGCCAUUCAGACAUGGCUACAUUAUUGAUUCAACACCAGGCUGAUGUUAAUCAUCAUUCAAAGAAUGGGCUCACUCCUCUUCAUCUUUGUGCUCAAGAAGAUAAAGUACAAGUUGCAGCUAUUUUAGGAAAGAAUAAUGCAGAAAUUGAUUCAGUUACUAAGGCAGGAUACACUCCCCUCCACACUGCUUGUCACUUUGGACAAGUGAGCAUGGUACGUUGGCUGCUUGAACAAGGUGCUAACGUUGAGAGCUCGACAAUCCUCGGUUACACGCCUCUUCAUCAGGCCGCUCAACAGGGACAUUGCUUGGUCAUCACUCUGCUUCUGCGUGCCAGGGCCAAGCCUGAUGCUGUUACCAACCAAGGGCUUACUCCUCUUGCAAUAGCCAAUAAACUUGGUUAUAUAACUGUUGUCGAAACACUUAAAGUUGUUACUGAGACAACUAUUACAACCACGACAACUGUCACUGUCGAGGAGAAAUAUCGAGUCGUCGCUCCUGAAGCCAUGCAAGAAACAUUCAUGUCGGACUCAGAAGAUGACGGAGGUGGGGAUGAUAUGGUCGCAGUAACGAUGAAUGACUAUGGGAAACCUACCCAUGCUCAGCAUGUCUACCUUCCCUACUACCAAGGGCAAAUGUUAUAUACUCGGGAAGAUCCUAUGCUUAGUGACCAGCAACAAUAUCGUUAUAUGACUGUCGACGAUAUGAAGUCCCUCGGAGAUGAUUCAGUUAAAAUUGAUGUUACUCGGGACGAAAAUGACCAUAACAGGGAUUCAUUCAUUCCAGUCGGAGAACCUAUGGCCUUUCAGAAGAAAGAGAACCUCUUGAACAGUUCCCAGCCGGACAAUGUGGAAAUAGUUCAGACACCGGUUCAUGUUGGUUUCCUGGUAAGCUUUUUGGUGGAUGCCCGAGGAGGAGCGAUGCGUGGCUGCAGGAGGUCCGGCUUGAACGUAGUGGUACCGCCGAGAGCUGCUCCUGCUCCUUUAAGGCUCACCUGUCGUUACUUGAGAAGUCGAGGUGCGAUCUCUCCACCACUGUCUGAAGCCCAGGCCCUCGCAUCUAGACUAAUUGAGCUGUCACCAGCUGGUACCAAGUUCUUGGGGCCAAUCAUCAUUGAAGUCCCCCAUUUCGUGUCGCUAAGAGGAAAAGAGAGGGAGCUUAUAGUCAUGAGGAGCGACAAUGGAACGACCUGGAAAGAACACUGCUUAGAAGAAAGCCAGAAUGCUGUUCAAGAUAUUCUUAACCACAGUUUUCAAGCAGAUGAUGACAGCCAGCGUAUCGCACGGAUAGUUACCACCGAACUUCCCCAAUAUUUGGCCGUUGUGUCUCGACUCAGGCAGGAAGUACAUGUGAUUGGUCCCGAAGGAGGAGUGGUCUCGUCAUCCGCCGUUCCUCAAGUCCAAGCCAUUUUCCCACCAAAUGCUCUUACCAAGAAAAUUAGAGUUGGCCUUCAAGCACAACCAAUCAACAAUGAUUUAGUAUCAAGACUUCUAGGUAACCGUGUUGGUAUUUCACCGAUUGUCACUGUAGAACCGAGGAGAAGGAAAUUCCAUAAACCGAUUACACUUACAUUACCUGUCCCUACUGCAGCCAAUAAGGGCAUGAUCAACCAGUAUAGUGGCGAGGCUCCCACCCUUCGUUUAUUAUGCAGCAUUACAGGAGGCAAUGCGAAGGCUCAGUGGGAAGAUGUGACUGGUUCGACUCCAUUAACAUUUGUUAAAGAUUGCGUGUCCUUCACGACUACAGUAUCGGCCAGGUUUUGGCUUAUGGAUUGUCGUAAUGUUAGUAACGCCACUAACAUGGCUUCUCAACUUUAUAAUGAAGCUAGCCACGUCCCCUUUAUGGCCAAGUUUGUUGUUUAUGCUAAACGAGUCAGUUCAUUCGAAGCAAGGUUGAGGGUAUUUGUAAUGACUGAUGACAGGGAAGAUAAAACACUCGAACAUCAGGAACACUUUACGGAAGUGGCUAAAAGUCGAGAUGUUGAAGUUUUGGAAGGAAAGCCUAUAUAUCUAGAGUUUGCUGGAAAUUUGAUACCUGUUACGAAGUCAGGCGAGCAGCUUUCUGUCAAUUUCACAGCAUUCAAAGAGAACAGGCUACCUUUUACUGUCCGCCUGAGGGAUUCUGACGACAAACCUGUCGCAAGGCUUCUUUUUAUGUCGCAACCUAAAGUUGCUAGAGGUGAACCUUUACAAACCGCGGUGUGUACCCUCAAUAUAGUGUUACCGGAUAACAUUGUUAAAGAUGGAACACCAUACGGCAGUGAUCUGUAUUUAAGCGAGAGAUCUUAUUCCCUGCCUAGGAAUAUUCAACCUGUUUCUGAAAUGAACCUUAUGAUUUUAGUCUAUAAUACAGAAGAGACCAUGAUAAAAGGAAACAUGGUACUCGCUGACCUGUGCCAGGUACUGGGAGAUGAUUGGGAGCCGCUCGCCCUGCGGUUAGGGCUGAGCGAUCAAGACGUGAGUAUCAUCAAAGAAGAGGUUUACACUUCCCCUCAAAGGACCAGCCUUGCUUUGAAGUUAUGGAGAAACACCUUUGGUCCUCAAGCUACUGGAAAUAAACUUGAAAAAGCUUUGAGAGAAAUCGGCCGAGAGGAUGUAAUCGAAAGAUGUGUGAAGGAUAUGGAAGUAGUGACUGACGAUGUUGAGAAAGCAGUAGCUAACAUAACUCUAGACCAAUCUGGAGUAGACAAUCUCAGCUCCGAUCUGAAAGAUUUGUCUUUUAACGAUACUUUUCAUCAACACCAGGAAAGUGGCUAUUUAGAAGAUAUGAAUAAUUCAAGUUUGAUCAGCAUGAACAUUUCCGAAUUAGGAGAUAAAUAUGCUGCAGAAGAGAAAAGGCUAACUGGAGACUUUUUACUUCAUGAAACACAGCAAUAUAGUGACUCUGACACCAAUACAAAUGGUUGGGUCAGUAAUAAAAAACCAAAUGGUACUGUAAAUAAUGGAAAUGGAGAAAAUGGUGAAUGGCACCAUGAAAAGUCAGUAUGGAGGUCCCCAUCGCUUGAUGAAGUUCAUGAAAUCAAUAAUUUGGAAGAUAUCAAUCAGAAGCAAGUUUCAUAUCCUAGGAAAGGAAAUUGGGAGCAAGAAAAAGUUCUUUGGAGAUCACCCUCCCUGGAUGGAGUUCGAGAUGUUGUAGGGGGUGACAGUAGUGGAAGUGAAGACCGAAGGGCAAGAGGUAGUUCCAGCGGAUCUGAUGUAGCCCUCCAUGAAGGAAAUGACCUCUCUGAUUCCGACCAUGGUGAGAAACCACAGUAG